Messenger RNA from Eutrema salsugineum, 1338 nucleotides. RefSeq lists its product as uncharacterized. Bases 1 to 1338 code for a protein of 445 amino acids. The record is from RefSeq and is a predicted model, not a curated record. The transcript is spliced from 4 exons. Lineage: Eukaryota; Viridiplantae; Streptophyta; Magnoliopsida; Brassicales; Brassicaceae.
AUGUCAGAUUCAGUUCCCGACUAUGAAUGCGACGACCGUUUACCGCCGCGGUUGUUUGCUACGGACAGAUUCCCAGUCAACCCUAUCAACGUCUACUCCAAGCCAGACACCCUUACCUUUCUCCUUGAUGUCUUGCGAGGUUCUCCAGAGUUGGAAACUAUUUUAAACUCCCCUUUCCGCCAUCUAUUUGAACUCCCAGCUGUCAGAUGCCCUAUAUCGUGUAAGCUCAUCCACACUCUCUUAACCAGACAAGUUUUCCCUGAGGAUUACGACCCCGACUUUCAGGGGCAAGCUGACGUAGUUCCGGAUGACUACUGGCGAGAAUUAAUAGGCAAUGAUCCUAAGACUACUCUCGCUGACAUUGGUUACAUGCUUAGAACCGAUCCGGAUAUGCCUACCAGCAGAAGACUUCGUCUAGCUUUGCUUAUAAUUGUGGACGGCGUACUAGUUGCUAACACACAGAUACACAAGCUCACUCCUAGAUAUGUUCGCAUGUUGGAGGACCUUGAUGCAUUCCUCUCAUUUCCUUGGGGGAGAGAAUCCUUCCUUAAAACCAUUGCAUGUAUGCGUCCUUCGAAGAAAGUUCCAGGCAAAGUCGAUGACCCCGUAACAGCGUUUAGGCAAUUGCUUCACCAAUCCACUUUUCGGAUGCAAGGCUUUCCUCUUGUCUUACAACUUGUUGCAUUCGAAGCCAUCCCGUCCCUCCCCUUAAAGUUACCUAAUGACUCCGCUCAUCCCACACUACUCGAGUGGAAUGCUGUAAAACUUCGCAAAAACGACUCUCUAUCCAUCCGGGACGUGCUUGACGUUGAGUUUGCGGACAAUCUGAUUGUCCAUCCACUUAUAGAAGUCCACACUCCCGAUGUGAUUGGAUGGGGUGAAUGGGAUGAUGAAAUUCGGGACAGGAAAGUUGAUUACUUGAUGGAGCUGGUAAGCAAAAGGCAUUCAUUCAUCAAGAACGUUUGGCCGGGUGGAGACGCUUCCGAGCCGUUAAGGAUUCAUGUCCCAACACCUGUUCAAAGCGUUCAUCGAAGACACAUUGUAGAUCGUAAGAAAAAACAUUCGCAGCCUCACACUCCGUCAAAGCUACGCCCAAGGAAGAAAUUGACUAAGCAUGUGAGUCGGCGAAAACAGAAAACCAUCGACGAGUAUUGCGUCCGCAGAGAGGUACAAUGCGAAAACCAGAACGAGUGGCUGCUGUCGCAGGUUAAGCAGUUGGUCUUACGUGUACAAAAACUGGAAGAUAAAGUCAGAGCAAGGAAGCCUGUGCGGUUUGGUAAACUUUCAUCCCAACGGCUCAAUUCUACCAGACAGAAAAGCAGACGUCAGCAAAAGUGA